GGGGGACACCCACAGUGUUACUGGGUAGAACUGGGUCGCCGUCGGCGCGGUAGUUUAGGACUAGCCAGGAGGGCAGCGAGAGGUUCGAGCCCGCGCGGACUUAACGCGUUCCUCUGGGCAUCUCUGAGCUAGCUCCCCAUCCCUGCCUCAGGGUCGGGGGGAAGCGGCGUGUCCCGUGGCGCGGGGUCGGUCUGGAGCGCCAUGAGCAGCCCGGAUGCGGGAUACGCCAGUGACGACCAGAGCCAGCCCCGGAGCGCGCUGCCCGCGGUGAUGGCAGGGUUGGGCCCCUGCCCCUGGGCCGAGUCCCUGAGCCCCCUUGGGGACGUAAAGGUGAAAGGAGAGGUGGUGGCGAGCAGUGGGGCGCCAGCCGGGACUUCGAGUCGAGCCAAGGCAGAGUCCCGGAUUCGGCGGCCGAUGAACGCCUUUAUGGUGUGGGCUAAAGACGAGCGCAAGCGGCUGGCACAACAGAACCCGGAUUUGCACAACGCGGAGCUGAGCAAGAUGCUAGGCAAAUCCUGGAAGGCAUUGACGUUGGCGGAGAAGCGGCCUUUCGUGGAGGAGGCCGAACGGCUGCGCGUGCAGCACAUGCAGGAUCACCCAAACUACAAGUACCGGCCGCGGCGGCGCAAGCAGGUGAAGCGCAUGAAGCGGGUGGAGGGAGGCUUCCUACACGCUCUGGCGGAGCCCCAGGCCGGCGCGCUGGGCCCGGAGGGCGGUCGCGUGGCUAUGGACGGCCUGGGCUUGCCUUUUGCGGAGCCCGGGUUCGCGGCCGGCCCGCCGCUGCUGCCCCCGCAUAUGGGCGCCCACUACCGCGAUUGCCAGGGCCUGGGCGCCCCUGCGCUCGACGGCUACCCUCUGCCCACUCCGGACACAUCCCCGCUGGAUGGCGUGGAGCAGGACCCGGCCUUCUUCGCUGCACCGCUGCCGGGAGAGUGCCCGGGGGCCAGCGCCUACACUUACGCACAGGUCUCGGACUACACUGUGCCCGCCGAGCCUCCCGCGGGCCCCGUGCGAGUGGGACCAGACCCUUCGGGGAUCCUGGCGCCCCCCAGCGCCUUGCACCUGUACUACGGCGCCAUGGGCUCCCCCGCCUCAAGCGCCGGGCGCGGUUUCCACCCGCAACCCCAGCAGCCGCUGCAACCGCAGGCACCGCCGCAGCCGCCUCCGCAGCAGCAUCAGCACCCCGCGCAUGGCCCGGGGCAGCCUUCGCCUCCUCCCGAGGCUCUGCCCUGCCGGGAGGGCACGGACCCCAACCAGCCCACCGAGCUCCUAGGGGAGGUGGACCGCACGGAAUUCGAACAGUAUCUACAUUUUGUGUAUAAGCCCGAGAUGGGUCUUCCCUACCAGGGACAUGACUGCGGUGUGAACCUCUCAGACAGCCACGGAGCCAUUUCCUCCGUGGUGUCCGACGCUAGCUCAGCGGUCUACUACUGCAACUAUCCAGACAUUUGACGGUUGCCUACCCGACCUGCGGGCCAGAAGCAGUGUUACACACUUCCUGGAAGCGCUGAGGAAAUCCUUAGCGUCGAGCUGUUUUGUUUUUAAGUUGUCUUGGCGUAUAAUUUAUGAUAAUUUAUUUUGUCUGCCACUUGAACAGUUCAGGGGCUAUAUGAGAUUUUGUUUAAAAUGUAUUGAGGGACUUCUUCCCCCUACACCACUGGUUCAGUUUCAACCAGUUUUUAAUAUCUCACCAACUUAUUCCAUUUCCCGAAAGUGUUUUGAUCCGAAGAAAUUUUGUCCUUCGUGUUUUUUUUCAAUCUAAACAAAAAAUAAAAUCUGGAAUCUUUUUAAAAUCAAUCUCUAUCACAUUGGUUUUAUCUGAAGGUAAUUUAAAGAUACCGUGAAUAUCACACAAUUAGAAGUGUAUUGCUGAUUGUAGGUUUCAUUUCUUACAAUGGUACACCUAAAUACUUUCAAGAAACCCUAAAUAUACAGUUAGGAUGUUCAGAUGUAAUGGUAUUGUUCAGCUACGAAAAAUUUCCCACAGCCUGAACUUGCUUUGUAUACUCCAAAUGACACUGGUUUUUAAAAAAUAUGUUGUAAAUGUUUAUAAUUCUGUAAACUUUAAUAAGAGAUUGUCCAAACAAUUCUGGUUUAUUUUUUCAGACCUAUCCUUGACCUGCAUAAAGGGACUUUUCAGAUAAUGUGUGUUUGCCACUUGUCUUUUCUUCAAAAAGUCUUGAUCCCUCAUCCCACGAAAUUUGCCUUUAAUGCCCACAC
This is a messenger RNA of Microtus ochrogaster (prairie vole), 2220 nucleotides long. RefSeq names its product SRY-box transcription factor 17 (gene Sox17). The record is from RefSeq and is a predicted model, not a curated record. Gene Ontology annotation, biological process: vasculogenesis; negative regulation of canonical Wnt signaling pathway; positive regulation of transcription by RNA polymerase II. Gene Ontology annotation, molecular function: DNA-binding transcription activator activity, RNA polymerase II-specific; RNA polymerase II cis-regulatory region sequence-specific DNA binding. Gene Ontology annotation, cellular component: nucleus. Lineage: Eukaryota; Metazoa; Chordata; Mammalia; Rodentia; Cricetidae.